Saitoella complicata NRRL Y-17804 is the source of this 1872-nucleotide messenger RNA. Its product is annotated as SET domain-containing protein. Gene Ontology annotation, molecular function: protein-lysine N-methyltransferase activity. Lineage: Eukaryota; Fungi; Ascomycota; Saitoellomycetes; Saitoellales; Saitoellaceae. Gene Ontology annotation, cellular component: nucleus. Gene Ontology annotation, biological process: peptidyl-lysine monomethylation. The transcript has a single exon. The coding region runs from base 4 to 1656 and encodes 550 amino acids. The record is from RefSeq and is a predicted model, not a curated record.
GGCAUGCUUGGUGUUGCUGUGGUGUACUUGUACGAGAAGAGCUUGGGUGAGAAGAGUCCGUGGUGGGGAUACCUUCAGAUUUUGCCGGAAAGCGAGGACUCGCCGAAGCUGUGGCCCGGGGAUCAGAAGGAGUGGUUGAAGGGUACUGAGGUCGAGGAGGUCGGUGGUCUUGACGACUCUGACGUGAAGGAGCACUACAACGACGUCCUCCUCCCGUUUUUCAAGGAGAACCAGGAGGUCUUCCCUACGGCUUCUCUUAAAACCGACUUCUCCUACGAUGCCUUUGCAAAAGCCAUGAGCGUCGUUGCUUCCCGCGCUUUCGAGAUCGAUCAGUACCGUCAGCUCGCCCUUGUCCCUUUCGCCGACAUCUUCAACCACGGUGCUGAGGAGCACGUUCACUUCGAGACCAACGAUGAUGUCUGCAUGGUCUGUGGUGAGUUCGGUUACUGUGAGCACAUGGCUGCCGAAGAUGAGGAGGAGGAGGAAGGCGCAGAAGAGGAGUCAAGAAAACGCCGCGUGUCCGAUGCCUCAUCCUGCCCCUCCCUCUCCGGAGCCCCUGAAGAGCCUCUCCGCCAAGAACCUGACGACGCCGACAACGAGGAUUUGUACAAGGAUGAUUUCGAUGCCAACGACGAUACCUGCGACAUGACAAUCGUCCGCAAGACCUCACCCGGAGAGGAGAUCUUCAACACCUACGGUCCCCUCGGAAACGACGUCCUCCUCGCACGAUACGGAUUUGCAAUCAAGGAUAACGAGGCAGACAGUGUCAGUAUUGCAAGAGAGAUGCUCGCUACUGAGGGCUCGAGAAAGAAGUGGUGGUUGGCGAAUGCGCAUGCUGUGUGUAAGACUUUGGGGCUGUUGGAGGACGAUGAGGAGGGCCAUGGUGGUUGUGGAAGUGACUGUGAGUGUGGUGAUGAGCAUGAUGAUUGUGGGUCUGAUUGUGAUGACGAGCAUGAUCAUGACCACGAGCGCGAGCGCGAGCACGGACAUGACCAUGGUUCUCACGACCAUGACGACGAGGAGGAUGAGGAGUCUGCCGAUGAGGAGAUUGGUGGCAAAGAGGAUGGUGAGGGCUGGGAAGACGAAGACGACGAGGAGCACGACGAUGAAGAGGAAGAAGAGGACGAGGAGGAAAUCGACCCCGAAGAAUUCGCUCAGGACUGCCUCACCAUCGACUAUCCAUCAGCACCAUCCUCGCCCCUCCUUGUCCUCCUCCUCAUCUACUCCAUUCCCGCAUCCUUCUUCGAGCUCGGCCUGUCCGAUCCACAAGGCGCUCUCGUCCAGCUCGGUGAGCUUCUCGAGAUCAUCUCUGAGAUCGGUGCCGGUGAACUCGCUGUCCUCGAGGUUGCCUCUGAGAAGCCCAAGUUGAAGAUCAUUACCGAGGCGUUUGAGAAUUUGGAGACAGCUGUGAGGAAGAGAUAUGAGAGGUAUGCUGAUGCGAAGAUCACCAGUGCUGAGUACGAGGUUAUUAUCAAUGAGCUUCCUAAGGAGGAGACGAGGAAGAGGAAUGCGCUGACUGUUGUUGCAAAUGAGAAGAAGAUUUUGGAAGGUACUUUGGAAAGUGUGGACAGGCUGUUGGCGUUGUUGCGUAAAGCCACCGAGAAGAAAACUCAGAAGAAGCCUGCGGGUAAGAACCUUAAGAAGGGAAGGAAGUAAAUGUGUCUUCACCAUACUUAAGUUCUAGCAUAGACCUCGCAGCUGAAUUAACAGCAAACACGAAAUUUCAUAAGAAUAACCAAAAAGUUCCCCCAUAUCCGGGUAAAUAGAAAACGUCUGACACCAUUAUAAAUACUUCAACAGGUGUAUUUAUAUAGACGAGCCACCUGCAGAGCGGGCGUGUCUUUCUUCAUGUCAUUCUGCGCCUCCAACCAC